AUGAGCCAGGGUUUUAGCGCCUUGGGCCUGUUUGGGCUAAAGGAGUUGGGCUCUGCCUCAGCAGCUCCUGUGCAGCGCAGCUACGGAAGGGCCCGCAAAUUCACAGACAAGCAUGAAUGGAUAUCUGUUGAAAAUGGCAUUGGAACAGUAGGAAUCAGCAAUUUUGCACAGGAAGCAUUAGGAGAUGUUGUUUACUGUAGUCUUCCAGAAAUUGGGACAAAAUUGAGUAAACACGAUGAGUUUGGAGCUUUGGAAAGUGUGAAAGCUGCUAGCGAACUCUACUCUCCCCUCACAGGAGAGGUGACUGCAAUUAAUGAUGCCCUUGCAGAUAAUCCAGGGCUCGUCAAUAAAUCCUGUUAUCAAGAUGGUUGGCUUAUCAAGAUGACUGUGGAAAACCCUGCUGAUGAACUGAUGAAUGAAGAUGCCUAUGAGAAAUACGUAAAAUCCAUUGAGGACUGAGCUGGAAUAAUGAAAUAAAUCCAUAAAAAAUA
Molecule: messenger RNA, 491 nt
Organism: Nestor notabilis (Kea)
Lineage: Eukaryota; Metazoa; Chordata; Aves; Psittaciformes; Psittacidae
Gene: GCSH
Product: glycine cleavage system protein H (aminomethyl carrier)
Exons: 5
Coding region: 1-459 (152 amino acids)
Biological process (GO): glycine decarboxylation via glycine cleavage system; protein lipoylation
Cellular component (GO): mitochondrion; glycine cleavage complex; cytoplasm
Source: RefSeq, a predicted model, not a curated record